Drosophila serrata is the source of this 708-nucleotide messenger RNA. RefSeq names its product serine protease grass-like. NCBI's taxonomy places the organism in Eukaryota, Metazoa, Arthropoda, Insecta, Diptera, Drosophilidae. Gene Ontology annotation, biological process: proteolysis. The record is from RefSeq and is a predicted model, not a curated record. Gene Ontology annotation, molecular function: serine-type endopeptidase activity.
AUGAAGCAUCUUCUAAGAGCUUUUCUAGUGACUCAAUUGAUCGUCUUUAGCUUAUUUUCUACAGGUUUCGCCUCAUUUUUAGAUAAAGGAUGUGGCAUAUCACAAGCAAUGUUUCCCCGUAUAUCAGGAGGUCAUGAUGAAGAGCUAAUGGCUAAGCCAUGGAUGGUAUAUUUGCAUAUUUCAAAUAAAUUCAUUUGCGGUGGCUCGCUUAUUCAUUCUACUGGACAUUGCUUUGGGGAUAGGUAUAAUAACCAAAGGAUAAUCGCUAGACUGGGCGAACACAAUUCGCAGACUCGCCGAGAUUGUGAUGAGGAUGAAUGUGCGCCGCCGCAUAGAGAGUAUUUGAUCAUAAACAAAAUAAGGCAUCCCAGCUUUCAGAAUUCUAGGCUGGGCGAAACCCCAGAUGAAAGCGAAAGUAGUGUUCUCCAGACUGCCUAUAUGAAGAAUGUCGAUCGAUUUAGAUGUCGUUACUUUUAUGGAUACAAUGUCGAUCACACCCACAUCUGUGCAGGCAGUUACAACAGUUAUGUGGGAAAAGGUGACUCUGGAAGUCCGUUGGGAGCAGUGAUAGAACAUAUGAAUUCCUUGAGAUUUGUACAAUUCGGAAUUGUCAGCCAUCAUCGAAAGCCCUACUAUGGAGUAGCCGUAUUUACUAAUGUAUUGGCCUAUACGAAUUGGAUUCAUCGAGUCAUAAAUGCAUUCAAAUAA